CGCCGCGAUACAGAAGUUGAAGGGGACGGUCAAUCUCAUCCAUACACACACCACCGCCACAAUGCCACCAUUCAUCUCCUCCCUUGCCCUCCGCACACUCCGGACCCUUGUCCAGCGUCCUUCUCUCACAGCCAUUCCGACAGUCUCGAGGCCAACCAUCUCCCGGUUCCAGCCCGUCCUCCGCACACCCACCGCCAUCACAGCAGCAAGAGCAGCAGGUGCAGGUCCUAUCACCCGUCAUUUCUCCACCUCCCCCUUCCGCCAGGCAACCUACAACCAAGUCCGUCGCGGAUGCCCCCAGAUGAAGGGCGUCUGCCUGAAGACGGGUAUCACGAAGCCCAAGAAACCCAACUCCGGUGAGAGGAAGACUGCAAGAGUACGACUGAGCAGUGGGAAGGUAGUGACGGCGUAUAUUCCCGGUGAAGGUCACAAUGUUCAGCAGCACAGUGUGGUUCUCGUCCGUGGAGGUCGAGCCCAGGAUUGUCCUGGUGUUAAGUACCAUUUGGUCCGGGGAGCGAUGGAUCUGGGUGGUGUUGCGAGUCGGUUGACGAGCAGAUCGAAAUAUGGUACUAAGAAGCCCAAGAAGGAUUAGAAGCUCAGAAGUCGGCCCUGUGAUGACUUUCCAUUCCAGUAGAGGGAUGCCGAUUCACACAUUGUACAAUUUGUUCCAGAAUUUCAUUUUAACAAUUGGUCUGGUUGUCGUCAUUUUUUUUGUUGUUGAACAGCUAUGUACAUGUAUGAUGCAGUUUGCUAGAUGGGCUGAUAUUUUCUUCCUCUGACAUGAUAUCAGGAAGCCCAUAACACAAAUGAUCAUCCUUUUAUAUCCUCCUAUGCUCGAUUAAACAUAUACUAACCCAAGCAAAAGCCGUCCCGCAAAACCAGAGCAGCGAGCAGGGGAUUCAGUAGUCAAGUGUACGCAAAGCUGAAUCCCGCAGAACAUCAAAGUCAAGUUGAAGACAGCUAUCGGUAAUUUGAACCGACGCCAGCGUUGCCGACGCCCUCUAAGGACAGACAAGCACCAAGUGAUAGGUACUCAUCAUUA
Molecule: messenger RNA, 1042 nt
Organism: Aspergillus novofumigatus IBT 16806
Lineage: Eukaryota; Fungi; Ascomycota; Eurotiomycetes; Eurotiales; Aspergillaceae
Product: mitochondrial 37S ribosomal protein uS12m
Exons: 4
Coding region: 62-592 (176 amino acids)
Biological process (GO): translation
Cellular component (GO): ribosome; small ribosomal subunit
Molecular function (GO): structural constituent of ribosome
Source: RefSeq, a predicted model, not a curated record